This is a messenger RNA of Macrosiphum euphorbiae (potato aphid), 420 nucleotides long. The record is from the annotation of a GenBank genome assembly. Lineage: Eukaryota; Metazoa; Arthropoda; Insecta; Hemiptera; Aphididae.
AUGACGACAGAGUAUAACACCCACCAGGAUUUGAGUAAAGUAUAUUUCGAUUACGAAUCUAUUUUACAACUAAUUAUAUUAAAUGUUUCGACAAGUAUUAUAUUAUUCUCCGACGAGGCUUGUCCCUACUGCCUGCUCACAAUUUUUGACUGUCCACACUGGGAAUCAAUGCGGCUGACAGUGAACGAUUUCAUAUUCAACCGAAAAGUCACUUCAAGUGACGUACAGGAUCUGCUGUGUGGUCGCACCGACGUCCCGAUCUACAUUAACGAUCGAAUACAGGUUGCCUCUCAGCGUGCAACGCAGGCUUUCUAUGAAACGGUCGAAGGCAUACUUAGCUGCAAGGAACAGGAUGCGAGGCUAGAUGAGACUGAAGCAAGAGCCACUCCAAAUCAGCAGAACGAGAUUCCAGGCAGGUGA